This is a messenger RNA of Oryzias latipes (Japanese medaka), 4315 nucleotides long. RefSeq names its product Janus kinase 3 (a protein tyrosine kinase, leukocyte) (gene jak3). The record is from RefSeq and is a predicted model, not a curated record. Gene Ontology annotation, molecular function: ATP binding; growth hormone receptor binding; non-membrane spanning protein tyrosine kinase activity. Gene Ontology annotation, biological process: cytokine-mediated signaling pathway; cell surface receptor signaling pathway via JAK-STAT; cell differentiation. Lineage: Eukaryota; Metazoa; Chordata; Actinopteri; Beloniformes; Adrianichthyidae. Gene Ontology annotation, cellular component: membrane; cytoskeleton; cytosol.
CAGAACAACUGAAAGCACACUAGUUAAAGAGGAAGACCUGCUCUAGAGAGACAAACUCGCAAAGAAUAACAUUAUUUACCUAUAUUUAAAGAGACCAGCUAAAGAAAACAGCCUGGAAAAUCACAGGACACUCUGAAGUUAGCUGUCGUGGAAAAUGCCUUUGAAUAAGAGGGAGGAGGACUCUACCCCUUUGGUGAUCAGAGACCGGGGAGGGAGUCAGACGUCCAGUUCCAGUGUGACCCCCGGUUUACAAGUGCACCUCUACUACUUUCCUGACACAAAGGCUGGAACGACAAUACACAUUUCCUCCAAACAGAUUUCUGCUGAAAAUGUCUGCAUCAAAGCAGGAGAGAUAUGCGGAAUCUUACCUGUGUACAUUGACCUCUUUGGAUUGACAUCUGCAGAUAUGUCAUUUUGGUAUCCUCCAUCGCACAUGUUUGACUCAGAUGAAAAUUUAGAAGUCCACUUUAGAGUCAGGUUUUUCUUUAGAAACUGGUUAGGUCAAGGAUCAAGAGCAUCAUGCCGCUACAGUCUAACAAGAGACAGAAUCAGUCCAGUGCUCGACUACAACGUCAUUGAUUAUCUUUUUGCUCAGAUGCGCAGCGAUUUCAUCUCCAGCAGAUGUGGAGUGGAGCCACCUUUGAGUGUCCAAGAAGAAUGUCUGGGCCUUGCUGUGUUGGACCUAUGGAGAAUGGCAAAAGAACGCCACCAGAGCAUAAGAGAGCUCUGCAAAACUGUCAGCUAUAAAUCUUGUCUUCCCAAGUCACAUCGCCAUGACAUCCAGAAACGAAACCGCCUGGACCGUUACAGAAUCAGGAACACGCUCAAGCGCUUCUUAAAGAAACUUGGAAACUGUUCAGUGGAUGAGUGCAGUUUAAAAAUCAAAUACCUGAUGGAACUGGCUGGCAUUGAGCCUUCGAUGGGAAGUGAGACCUUCCAUGUGAGCCAUUUUUCUUCUCAAUCAAAGGCGCCAUUCAAACUUGUGCGGGUCACAGGAGACACAGGAAUUCAAACCAGUGGAGAUGAUGAUUCUGACGGCCCCCCGAAAUGGGAGACCUUCUGUGAUUUUGGGGAAAUUAUUGACAUCAGUAUAAAGAGGGUUUGCCAGGACCAAGCUUCUCAAGACAGCAGAAUGGUCACAAUAACUCACAAGGACGACAGAUGUUUGGAAGUAAACUUUAAGAGUCUCAAGGAGGCCUUUUCCUUUGUGUCUCUUGUGGAUGGCUACUUCAGACUGACCACAGACUCAAACAACUUUUUCUGCCAAGACAUUGCACCUCCGAGUAUUCUAUACAGAAACAAAAAUGACUGCCACGGCCCAAUCACUUCAGAGUUUGCAGUGAACAAGCUGAAAAAGUCAGGGUGCAGAGGUGGCACCUUUCUUCUUCGACAGAGUCCCAAAAACUAUGGCAAAUACUUCCUCACAGUCUGUGUUCAGACCGAGCUCGGCUUAGAUUACAAAGACUGUCUAAUCAUUAAAAAUGAGCACUACACCCUCCCUGGUGUCCAGAAGUUCUUUUCCAGCUUAAAGGAGCUCACCAGCUAUUAUCAAAUGAACAUGCUGCUGUUGGCUGAGAUACCUGUCAAGUUAGCUCGCUGCUGCCCACCUCGGCCCAAAGAGCUCACCAACCUGAUCAUCAUACGCAACAGCAGCGCUGUUGAGGUUCAGGGGUCGCCGAUACCAGACAGGAACAAGUUCAGCCACAUCCAGUUCCAGAUGAUCAAAUAUGAAGACCUGAAAUGGGUUGAAAGCCUUGGACAGGGAUCCUUCACACGAAUUUUUAAAGGUUACAAAACCUACACACUUGACGGGGAGAAACACCAGACAGAAGUUCUCUUGAAAGAACUUGAUGCUGCUCACAAAAACUACUGGGAGUCGUUCUUCGAGGCCGCAAGUUUGAUGACUCAGAUUUCACACAAACACCUCCUCUUUGUGUACGGUGUUAGUGUUCAUGGAGUAAAGAACAUCAUAGUGCAGGAGUUUGUCAAGCAUGGGGCCCUUGACCUUUAUUUGAAAAGGGCGAGAUCUGUGUCAGUGAGCUGGAAACUCAAUGUGGCCAAGCAGCUUGCGUGCGCCCUCAGCUUUCUGGAGGAACACAACAUUGUUCACGGAAACAUUUGUGCAAAAAAUCUGCUGCUGGCGAGAGAAGGUGACAAGGGCAGCUCUCCCUUCAUCAAGCUGAGCGAUCCCGGCAUUAGUGUGGCCAUGCUGGACAAGGAUGUUAUCUUGGACCGGAUUCCUUGGGUGGCACCGGAGGUGCUUGAGGCCCCAGAAAACCUGAUCCUGGAGUCUGAUAAGUGGAGCUUUGGUGCCACUGUGUGGGAAAUAUUUAACAACGGAAACUCCCUGCUGCAAGGCUGGAACCUAGAAAAGAAGCAGAAGUUUUAUGAGAAAAGGCACCAUCUGCCCCCCUCCCAGUGGACAGAGCUGGCAGAUCUCAUAGAUCAGUGUAUGGACUACGAGGCAGCGUUCAGACCUUCCUGUCGCAGUAUCAUCCGUCAGCUCAACAGUCUCAUCACAUCAGACUAUGAGAUACUUCAUUCCACUGAGCCGGUAACGCAGAGUCCAAUGUUCAGAAAUCUCAGUCCUGAUGAGCUCGAGCACCCUCUGUUUGAGGAGAGACAUCUAUGCUACAUCUCCCACCUGGGAAAGGGAAACUUUGGCAGUGUUGAACUUUGUCGUUACGACCCUCUUUGUGAUAACACCGGCGAGCUGGUUGCUGUGAAGAAGCUGCAAACCAACAAGCAGUCGAGCCUGGAGGACUUCCAAAGGGAGAUUAAAAUGCUUAGUGCUUUACACUUUGACUACAUUGUCAAAUACAAAGGAAUCUGCUACAGCAUGGGACGCCGCAGUAUGAGUUUAGUGAUGGAGUACCUACCAUAUGGCAGUCUGAUUGGUUACUUGGAGAGGAACCAACACAACAUCACGACCAGGCGGAUGCUGCUUUUUGCUUCUCAGAUCUGUCAGGGGAUGGAGUACCUGCAGAGUCAGCGUUAUGUCCACCGAGAUCUUGCAGCCAGAAACGUCCUUGUUGCAAGUGAUUCUCUGGUGAAAAUAGCAGAUUUUGGACUGACAAAGGUUAUUCCCUCUGACAAGGAGUACUAUCGAGUGUCACAGCCCGGAGAAAGCCCCAUCUUCUGGUACGCCCCAGAGUCCAUCAAUGAGUGCAGGUUCUCACACAAAUCGGAUGUGUGGAGCUUUGGAAUUGUUCUCCACGAGAUCUUCUCCUACUGUGACCCAAACUGCAACCCAAAAAGACUCUACAUGCAGGAAAUUGGACACAACAUGCAAGGUGCAUCCAUUUCAAUGCAUUUGGCAAAUAUUUUGAAAAAUAACUGGAGGCUGCCAGCUCCUCCAAACUGCCCACCCAAGGUCCACAGCUUGAUGCAUCAGUGCUGGUUGUACGGCUUUGAUGAGCGUCCGUGUUUCUCCAGCCUGGGAAGCCAGAUUGAGAGCAUCAUGCAGGAUGAAAGAGAAAACCUUAAAGGCUGAGAAGCUGUUUCCUUACAGAAAAGAAGCAGAAGUUUCACCGUUUUGUGUCCACAUGAACACUGGAUAUGCAUGUUUGGUGUACAUCAGCCACUAAAGCAGAAGACAAGUUUUUUUUUUUAUCAUUUAGUCAGAAAUAUAUUUUUUGACAAUUGACUGAAAUCUUUAAGUUUUUCUAAGUUUGCAAUUGCUAUGCAGUGCAGGUUUGAUAUACUUUUAUUUUUGUAUGUAAGUUUUCAUUUCUUAGACUAGCGCUUGUUACCAGAUACAUUAUCAUCAGUAUUUUUUAGUAGUAUAAAAGUGUUUAUUUUACAUAUUUACAUCAAAGACCAGAAAAAUUGAUUGAAAAACUAAAAAUGUUUGAAAAUACCUCGAACACCUUGAUGCCUACUCUGCAAAAAUCUGCAUCAGCUCCAAAAUUAUCUUAUUAUAAUUUGAGAUGACUAUAAAAAAAAUAUUUUUGUUGUUUUUUUUAAUAUUACAUCACAUGAAAAUGGAAAUAGAACUUCCAUUUCUAAAGCCUUCUUUAGUGUUUUGUUUCUUCUACUGUUUUUCAUAGUCAAUAAACAUAUUUAUUUACAUUUUUUGCUAAAUAUAACAAAUUAAUGUUGAUGCUUUUUAAUUUUUUUAAAUUUCUUUCUUUUCACAGGGUAUGCAAAAGUUCCCAAAACCCUUAAAUUAGGAUGGCUAUUUCUUUUCUCAAUGGGUUUUUAUAUUUUUGCUGGUUGCUUGUGUACUAUCUUUGCAAAACAUAUUUGUAGAAUACUACAAUCAACUAUUUGCUUAAACUUUGAACUCCCUUAUUAAAGGAAUAAAAUAGGAGAA